Molecule: messenger RNA, 1797 nt
Organism: Puma concolor (puma)
Lineage: Eukaryota; Metazoa; Chordata; Mammalia; Carnivora; Felidae
Gene: FGGY
Product: FGGY carbohydrate kinase domain containing
Biological process (GO): carbohydrate phosphorylation; pentose metabolic process
Cellular component (GO): cytoplasm
Molecular function (GO): D-ribulokinase activity
Source: RefSeq, a predicted model, not a curated record
AUGCCCGGGGGAGGUCAGGAACCAGGGAGCUACUACGUGGGUGUGGACGUUGGAACGGGCAGUGUGCGUGCGGCUCUGGUGGACCAGAGGGGAGUCCUUUUGGCUUUCGCAGACCAGCCAAUUAACCAAUGGGAGCCUCAGUUCAACCACCAUGAGCAGUCCUCGGAGGACAUCUGGGCCGCAUGUGGUGUUGUCACAAAGAAAGUUGUACAAGGGAUCGAUGUAAACCGAAUCCGCGGGCUUGGGUUUGAUGCUACAUGUUCUCUGGUUGUUCUGGAUAAGCAGUUUCGUCCUUUACCAGUAAACCAUGAAGGGGAUUCCCACCGAAACAUCAUCAUGUGGCUGGACCACCGGGCGGUCAGUCAGGUCCACAGGAUCAACGAAACCAAGCACGGCGUCCUGCAGUGUGUUGGGGGCGUGAUGUCAGUGGAAAUGCAAGCCCCGAAGCUUCUGUGGCUGAAAGAGAACUUAAGAGAGACUUGCUGGGAUAAGGCGGGACAUUUCUUUGAUCUCCCAGACUUCUUAUCGUGGAAGGCAACAGGUGUCACAGCACGGUCUCUCUGCUCCCUGGUGUGCAAAUGGACAUACUCGGCAGAGAAAGGCUGGGAUGACAGUUUCUGGAAGCUGAUCGGCUUGGAAGAUUUUGUUGCGGAUAAUUACAGCAAAAUAGGAAACCAAGUACUGCCUCCUGGAGCUUCUCUUGGAAAUGGGCUCACACCAGAGGCAGCCAGAGACCUUGGACUUCCUGCUGGAAUUGCGGUGGCAGCCUCACUUAUUGAUGCCCACGCAGGAGGCCUAGGAGUGAUUGGAGCAGAUGUGAGAGGGCAUGGCCUUGCCUGUGAGGGACAGCCAGUGACGUCACGGCUGGCUGUCAUCUGUGGAACAUCUUCUUGUCACAUGGGGAUCAGCAAAGACCCAAUUUUUGUACCAGGUGUCUGGGGCCCUUAUUUCUCAGCCAUGGUCCCUGGGUUCUGGCUGAAUGAAGGUGGUCAGAGCGUUACUGGAAAAUUGAUAGACCACGUGGUGCGGGGCCAUGCUGCCUUCCCUGAACUACAAGCCAAGGCCACAGCCAGAUGCCAAAGUGUAUAUGCAUAUUUGAACAGUCACCUGGAUCUGAUUAAGAAGGCUCGGCCUGUGGGUUUCCUCACUGUUGAUUUACAUGUUUGGCCAGACUUCCAUGGCAACCGGUCUCCCUUAGCAGAUCUGACACUAAAGGGCAUGGUCACCGGGUUGAAACUGUCUCAGGACCUCGAUGAUCUUGCCAUUCUCUACCUGGCCACAGUUCAAGCCAUUGCUUUUGGGACCCGCCUCAUCAUAGAGGCCCUGGAGGCGGCAGGGCACUCUCUCAGCACUCUUUUCCUGUGUGGAGGCCUGAGCAAGAAUCCCCUUUUUGUGCAGAUGCAUGCAGACAUUACAGGCAUGCCUGUGGUCCUGUCGCAAGAGGUGGAGUCCGUUCUUGUGGGCGCUGCUAUUCUGGGUGCCUGUGCCUCGGGGGACUUCGCUUCUGUACAGGAGGCAAUGUCUAGAAUGAGCAAAGUUGGGAAAGUCGUGUUUCCCAGACUUGAGGAUAAAAGAUACUAUGACAAGAAAUACCAAGUAUUCCUGAGGCUGGUUGAACACCAGAAGGAAUAUGCAGCAAUCAUGAAAGGAGACUGAGCAGAGCGUGCAGAUGCCAGUGCCAGAAGGUUCUGCAUCACUGCAUCAGGGAUUUCUGUCUUAUAUUCAAGACCCUUUUGGUAUCACUCUAUCAUUUCUGUAUCGUCUCUUAAUAAAGGCAACCGAGACGUGUGCAACCAG